AUGGCCAAAUGGUUGUUGCAUCGCUUGAAUGACAAAUGGGGCUGGUUAGGAAUGAGGCUGGAGGAGCUUUGUGGUUGGAGGGAGGGACGUUCUGUUUGUUGUUCUGUUGAUACUGCAGUACUGUUGCUGAUACUUGCGGUUGCGGCUGCCGAUGCUUUAGUCAACAGAACGAACUCGCAGAAGAGCCUGGCUCUGCUAAAAGGUGUUGUGAACUAAAACAGCAGCUCUGGUGAAGUGUUGAGCCUUCAGAUUGAAAAAGAUGGUUUUGAUGGCACAAGCAGAAUC
Messenger RNA from Cylicocyclus nassatus, 285 nucleotides. The record is from the annotation of a GenBank genome assembly. Lineage: Eukaryota; Metazoa; Nematoda; Chromadorea; Rhabditida; Strongylidae.